AUGGUGUUUGGUUUCUACUGGGUGAUUGUUUUUUCUUUAUUUCCUGUUUUAGACAUCAGUGAAUGCGGGAAUGGCUUCAACGAUUGCCAUGCAAACGCGACUUGCCACAAUGUACCGGGGAGCUACUACUGUCAAUGUAAGGAGGGAUUUGUUGGAAACGGAAAACACUGUGAAGGGGCAAAAGAAACUAGUACACAAAAAGCUGUUGAAAUUGCUGAGGGGCCAAGCGAUGUUGCUGCUCAAGUGAUAGAUCAGUGUUUCACCGGGUCACAUGACUGCUCUUCAAAUGCCACAUGUGUGCCUCUGAAGGGGUCGUAUGACUGUAUCUGCAACCUUGGAUUUGAAGGAGACGGCCGAGUUUGUGUUGGUAUGCUAUUUCGUUUCUUGAUAUUUUGUUUAAGACUGUUAAUCGAUCAUUGGUUAAAUUUUUGCCACGCGAUAAUUAAUCUUCUUAGCAGAGACAGGAGUGUGGUAUUCUCCCUUAUUAUAUGGGUAGCUGCGUGAGCGGGCAAGAUGCCGCUAUCUUGCCCGCUAGGGAUUUCCCGCUGUGUCCCGCAAGAACU
Orbicella faveolata is the source of this 563-nucleotide messenger RNA. RefSeq lists its product as uncharacterized. The record is from RefSeq and is a predicted model, not a curated record. Lineage: Eukaryota; Metazoa; Cnidaria; Anthozoa; Scleractinia; Merulinidae. Gene Ontology annotation, molecular function: calcium ion binding; heparin binding.